Peronospora farinosa is the source of this 1791-nucleotide messenger RNA. The record is from the annotation of a GenBank genome assembly. NCBI's taxonomy places the organism in Eukaryota, Oomycota, Peronosporomycetes, Peronosporales, Peronosporaceae.
AUGGUUUGUCCAUCACUGUCUUCUUCGUUUCCUCUUUUAACUUCUGUUGCUUUUAUCUGCCGUCAAUAUCCUCAUAUUGAAGCACUUGACCAUGUGACGCGUGAACUUGACGCGCUACUGGAUUAUUCCCAGCUCUGGACUUUAGAUUCAGCAUGUCAUGCUGGACUUGAGCAUCUCGUGGAGCGUAUCCUCGCUCGUGAUGCGAAUAAGAUCCAGCACAUGGACAAAUUACUGUGUCAGGCACUGGCCACGUCGGCUAUGGCAUCGGCUGCAGCCAGUGGUCACAUCUCUGUGCUACGUCGAUUGGCGACGACUUUUCCCCGUGCACGAGUAACUAAAGCAGUAGAAAUUGCGGCUAAGAAUGGCCAUGUGAGCGUAUUGCAAUGGUUAUAUGAUCAGCAUCAGAUUCAGAGACUGGAUGUGUUCUGGGGUGCACGGGAACUACUGCUGGCUGUCCGAAAUGGGCACUUGGAGGUGGCACAGUGGCUUAUACAACAUACGACACCACCGGAACAUCAAUUUCUAAUUGAUGAAGCUGCACGUAAUGGCGACUUGGUCAUGAUCCAGUGGCUGUACAGUAUCAGCACGUCAGAUGAGUGGACAGUCAAUGCAGUGGUCAAUGCAGCCGAGCACGGACAUCUUGAGACGGUGCAGUGGCUCACUGAGCAUUGCUUUGAUCAUCAAUGCCCAUCAAUUCGGAUGGACCAGGCAGCUGCAAAUGGAUUCUUGGAAAUGGUUCAGUGGCUACACGCAAACGAUGCACGCUGCACGACCAAUGCUAUAAACUUGGCAGCUGCAAAUGGACAUUUAGAGACGGUGAAAUGGCUGCAUGUGAAUCGAUUGGAAGGUUGCGAACGUGCUGCAAUAGACCAGGCUGCAGUCAAUGGCCACUUGGAAGUGGUGAAAUGGCUUCAUGCACAUCGAUCGGAAGGUUGUACUACUAUUGCAAUGAAUGGUGCUGCAAGAAGGGGCUUUUUUGACGUGGUCAAGUGGCUGCAUGCGAACCGCAGUGAAGGCUGUACUAACAAAGCAAUGGACAACUCGGCUAUGAAUGGACACCUUGAGAUUGUGCAGUGGCUGCACCAGCACAGAUCGGAAGGUUGUACUACCGCUGCAAUGAACCAGGCUGCUGCAAAUGGACAUCUAGAGACGGUCAAGUGGCUGCAUGAGCACCGAACGGAAGGAUGUGGGACUGCCGCAAUGGACGACGCUGCACUGAACGGUCAUUUGCAUAUGGUCAAAUGGCUACACGCUAAUCGAGAAGAAGGCUGCAGUACCGCGGCAAUGGACAACGCGGCCGCUUUUGGUCACAUGGAUGUCGUGCAGUGGUUAAACGAAAAUCGCCAGGAAGGGUGUACCACGAAUGCUAUGGACCGUGCUGCACGUCAAGGCAAGUUUGACAUGGUCAAGUGGCUCUACGUGCAUCGGAACGAAGGCUGCAGCUUGCUCGGAAUGAACAAUGCUGCUGGUGCAGGGAGACUCGAUAUCCUGCAAUGGUUGCAUACGACGUAUGGUCUCGGGUGCAACAACCAAGCAAUGGAGGCAGCCGCGUUCGGUGGUCACAUUGACAUUCUCGACUUUCUCGAACGCGAAGGACUCGCGUCGUGUACAGCAGACGUGUCAAUCAAAGCUGUGGCUGGAGGACACUUGGAAAUCCUGCAAUGGCUCUUCCAACACUACCCGGAACCUAUUCCGUCUGCACGCUUGCUACGCAUUGCCAAGCGUCACGACCUCUAUUGCGUUGACUGGCUUGUACGAACAGGCAAAGCUGUUGAUUAUGAGAUGGGGUGA